AAUAUAUUUGGGCCGAUGGAAAGAAAUAUUAUAGUUUGUGCUGAUUUAAGACCUUUAGAUCAAGACGAGUUGGCAUUUCGAAGAAGAGCUUUACGAGACGCUGUGAUUUGUAUAGGAUGGCUGAAAUUAAUAUCUGUAUUAUGCUACAUGAUUUUGUACUUUCUGGUAGUUGUAAACAGCAAAGAGUCAAACAUGUCAAAGGCCAUCCAGUUUAUGAUAUUGGCAAUCAUACCUUUGAUCAUUCUUAACGGAUUGCUUUUAUUUCUGGGAGCAUUGGAAGAAAGAAUUUGGGCACUCGAGAUCGGCCUUUGGCUUUGUAUUGCGAUAGCGUCGUAUAACACGGUGCUAGGAGUUAUGGGCGGAAUACACUUCAUCCGGACCGGACAUUUGACAAUGCAUUUUAUGCUCGCAAUAGUAUUUGCCCUUUUGGCGAUAUCACUUUUCACUGUCGUAUGCCACGAUGUCUUACUAAUACAUGCUUACAAAAAACAUCUGAGAUCCUCUGUGACAUAA
Pararge aegeria (speckled wood butterfly) is the source of this 513-nucleotide messenger RNA. RefSeq lists its product as uncharacterized. Bases 16 to 513 code for a protein of 165 amino acids. The record is from RefSeq and is a predicted model, not a curated record. Lineage: Eukaryota; Metazoa; Arthropoda; Insecta; Lepidoptera; Nymphalidae. The transcript has 4 exons.